AUGGACAGCCCUCAAUCAGAGAGAAGGGUCGAAGGAUGGGCUGCAAGAGAUACUACUGGGAUUCUAUCUCCCUAUUCAUUCACUCUCAGGAAAACAGGUGCUGAGGACGUGGCAUUUAAGGUGCUUUAUUGUGGGGUGGACCACAGUGACCUGCACCAGAUGAGGAGUGAGGUUCAGACAACCAAUUACCCUUUGGUCCCUGGGCACGAGGUUGUAGGGGAAGUAGUAGAAGUGGGGCCAGAGGUGAAAAAAAUCAAAGUGGGAGAUCUGGUGGGCGUCGGGUGCAUCAUAGGGUCUUGUGGGGAAUGCUCCUCUUGCAAAUCCAACCUCGAACAGUACUGCAGCAAUCGCAUCUUUACGUACAACGGCAUCUACAAGGAUGGAAAGCCCACCCAAGGUGGAUACGCCACUGCAAUGGUUGUGCACCAAAAGUUUGUGGUGAGCAUACCCGAGAAGCUGGCACCAGAACAGGCUGCUCCACUACUGUGCGCUGGGGUGACAGCCUACAGCCCAUUGAGACAGUUCUCUGGCCUGAAGGGUCUCAAGGGAGGGAUCUUAGGCCUGGGAGGAGUAGGCCAUCUCGGCGUACUGAUUGCGAAAGCAAUGGGCCAUCACGUGACAGUGAUCAGCUCCUCGGAAAGGAAGAGAGUAGAGGCAUUGGAGCACUUGGGUGCUGACGCUUUUCUCGUGAGCUCAGACCCAGCCCAGAUGGGCCAGGCGAUCGAGAGCCUGGACUACAUUUUGGACACUGUACCUGCAGUGCACACCCUCGAUUCGUACCUCUCGCUUUUGAAAGUGAACGGGAAGCUGAUGCUGGUCGGGGUCGCAACCCAACCGUUACAGUUCGAUGCGGUCAACGUGAUCUUAGGGAAGAGGACAAUCACGGGUAGUUUCAUCGGGAGCAUGGAGGAGACGCAGGAACUGUUGAAUUUUUGGGCAGAAGUGGGCCUCACUUCCAUGAUAGAGAUUGUGAAAAUGGAAUACGUGAACACUGCAAUGGAGAGAAUGGAGCGGAACGAUGUAAGGUAUAGGUUCGUCUUGGAUGUUGCCGGCAGUAAUCUCGAAUAAAUCCAACCGUUGGAUGAGCGGGACACGUUCGACGCAUGGAAUGGCAAACUUCUUCACACAAAUUUUUCAUAUGGCUAUGUAUUUUGUGUCUUAAAUAAAUAAAUAAGCAACUUUGCACGUACACAAUACGAAGUUGUAC
Magnolia sinica is the source of this 1207-nucleotide messenger RNA. Its product is annotated as probable cinnamyl alcohol dehydrogenase. Gene Ontology annotation, biological process: lignin biosynthetic process. Bases 1 to 1068 code for a protein of 355 amino acids. The record is from RefSeq and is a predicted model, not a curated record. Gene Ontology annotation, molecular function: zinc ion binding; cinnamyl-alcohol dehydrogenase activity. The transcript is spliced from 5 exons. NCBI's taxonomy places the organism in Eukaryota, Viridiplantae, Streptophyta, Magnoliopsida, Magnoliales, Magnoliaceae.